AUGGCAGUUGCCACCACUAGAUUUCAACCUUGCUCCAGCACUAGUCACUUGGUCCUCAUACAGAGCCUCGCAGCAAGCCACUGCUGGGAAGAGUCGUCGUUUACAUCUAGAAAGAUACAGUCAGGCUGGCUGCAGUUCUCCAGCUCCAGGACCAACACCGACUGGUUCAGGUCAAAGUCCAAGCCCAUUCGCGCCGCAAGAAAAGUAAAGGUGAAUGCAGCAGCUGCGGGAGCUGAUUGCAGCUCCAGACGAGAAGCGAGGGCGCCGGCUUUGGACUCACAAGGGGUGCCCGUGCAGACGAGGAGACUUUUGUGCCUCAGCAACGGGCAUGGGGAGGACGCAAUUGCAGUGGCUAUCCUCAAGGCACUCAAGGAGUUAGCAGAGGAGGAGGAUCAGCCCCUGAGCAUCGAAGCGCUUCCCUUGGUGGGUUUGGGAGGGGCGUACGUCAGGGCAGGGAUCCGGACCAUCGGGCCCGCUCAGAUGAUGCCAAGUGGCGGCUUCUUGUACAUGGAUCGCAAGCAGAUCGUGGGGGACCUCCAAGCUGGGCUUAUGGCGCUCACAUGGGAACAGUUAACCACCCUGGUUAAGUGGACCCAAGCGGAAAGUACCGAGAGGGCGACCAGCGCAUUGCUUGCCGUGGGAGACGUUCUGCCACUCGCAAUGGCGUGGGUCGCCUCCAAAUACGAGAAAACGAGGCGGGAAAAAGACAAAGGCGGGCGGCUGGUCCCGUACGCUUUUGUGGGCACCGCGAAAAGCGAGUUUUACGUCAAGGAAUUAGAUGGGAGGAAGCUUGUGCCAGAGAAAAGGGACGCAGUCGAGAAGCUGCUCUCCCCUGCCUGCGUCCACCUGCCCUGGGAGCGCGCGCUGAUGUCAGCGGACGAGUGCGCGUUCACAGCGCCGCGGGACGCACUCACGGGCGAAGUGUUGCGGACGCUCCUGCCGGACGGUGUGAAAAGGCGCGUCCUCGAUUUGGGCAACCCAAUGAUGGACGAUCUGGCGCCGACGGGCGCCUUGGACGGGGUUCUGGCAGGGUAUGAGGGGUUUAGGCGCGUGGCGAUCAUGCCGGGGUCGCGCCCUCCUGAGGUCCAUAGAAACUUUGACACGCUCCUUUCCGCCGCGGAUUCCGUCGCCCAAAGCUCGCCACACGAGCGCUUCCUCUUCCUGGCGCCUGUCGUUCCCUCGCUGGAAGUUCGGCCGUUUACAGACGCGCUCGCUCGCAACGGCUGGCAGCGAGCGGAGGAACCCCUAGAACUCCCCGAAAUUAGCGGCGCUUGUGAGUCGCCAACGGAACCGCUUGUGGAUGCGUCGGAUGAGUCGCUCGAGCGAGGAAACGGCGGACCUUUGCAAGGGGGGUGGUCAGAGGACGGUACUUCGGAGAAUGGUGUAAGAACGUCCGUAAGGUUUGAGAGUGCGUCGACUUUGAAAGAGAGUGAGCAGAAAAACGGAAAUAAAGUUAGUGCUCGAUUACGAGAGCAAGCAGAGCACGCGCAAAGUAGCACGCAACCAAGCGACGGUCCUAGUAGCACCUCGCAACGACCUGAUGCCGUAGAAUGUAGAGAUCCAAAACCCACCGGAUCCGUUAGUGGACCCUCUCUAACCCGAACGCAGAACGAACAUCUGGACGACGUCGUUCCGGAGCCUUUUGCCGCAGACGGCGGCGGCUGGCCGGAGCCUUCGGAAGGCCCUGUUUCGAGCAUACUCUUCCGAAAGCGCGGGGGCGACUCGGCGGUUCUGCUGGUUCGCGGGGCCUUUGCGGACUGCGCGCAGCGGGCCGAGGCGGGCCUGGCGAUGGCCGGGACAGCGACGGAGCAGAUGGUCGGGCUCGGAAAGCCGGUCUUCACCAUGCCCGGGGGAGGGCCCCAGUUUACCUUCGCCUUUGCGGAGGCGCAGUCGCGGCUGCUGGGUCAUUCGGUCAUCCUCUGCAAAUCACCAUCUGAGGUGGGGCCUUGCUUUCGGGAAAUCUUUUUUGACGAAAGGCGGCUUGCUGAGAUUCGAGAGGAUGGGCGACAGCGGAUGGGACAGGCCGGCGCGUCCAAGCGCAUCGCCCGAGCGAUCUGGGAUAGGCUGCUGGUCGAAAACUGCACGCCCGAACUUUCUGAGAUAAUGACGAGAAGACAUUGACAAGGUUACAAUCAAAGUAAGCACAGUCAAAGCGGACGUCAAAUCGCAAGCUGUCGCCAAAGUAUGUUUGAAAGAAUAUGGAUAGGAGGAUGCGCGUUUGCUAUUUGCGGCAUGUUACCUAAUGUAUCAGGUGGCCGACGGUUGCCAGCGAUCUGAUUGG
Klebsormidium nitens is the source of this 2281-nucleotide messenger RNA. NCBI's taxonomy places the organism in Eukaryota, Viridiplantae, Streptophyta, Klebsormidiophyceae, Klebsormidiales, Klebsormidiaceae. The record is from the annotation of a GenBank genome assembly.